Messenger RNA from Procambarus clarkii (red swamp crayfish), 5452 nucleotides. It is a transcript of the gene RanBP3, whose product is annotated as ran-binding protein 3. Gene Ontology annotation, molecular function: GTPase activator activity. NCBI's taxonomy places the organism in Eukaryota, Metazoa, Arthropoda, Malacostraca, Decapoda, Cambaridae. The record is from RefSeq and is a predicted model, not a curated record. Gene Ontology annotation, biological process: protein export from nucleus. Gene Ontology annotation, cellular component: cytoplasm; nuclear pore.
UGGUGCGAAUACUGCCGCCAGUUGCGAUAGAUCAAGCGAGGGUGUAACACGCGCCCGCUCCCACUCGUCACCUCGCCCGCCAGUACCUCCAGUCCCCCCACAACACAUGCUCACUUCUGCCUUAGUACCUGCAAGUUAUCUCGUCGUAUAAGCUGUCUCUGAGGAAACUUUGUGAUAUAUUUUGAAGACGGCUCUGUGUUAGUGAGUACAAGAAACAUUGAGGAAAACAUUGUGUGAGAUGUUGUGUAGCAUCCUCAGCACGAGUGUGUUGGGGAUGGCUUGAGUAGUGUUGGUGGGCGCUCUACGCCACCAGUGAGUGUCGAUCUAGUUUUAAGUACACGCUUCAUUGGAGGUAAUGGGUGUGAAAUGUGCUGUGAUGUCAUCGUUUGUGGUGAAGGCUGGUAGUGGGGGUGGCAUACGGCCGCACCACGCCGCCCUCCUGCGGCUCCUCGCUCUGGCCCGUCAGGGAGGCCUCUCCACACUACCCCCGCCACAGAGGCAUUUCCUGGCGCGCCUCUUACUCGCCUACAGGUCCCACUCCACCCUCACCCUUCAGCACAUGGCCGCGCUAGAGCAGCGUGUGGCCCUCCUCAAGCGACACUGCCGCCGCCACCACCACCACCGUCGGGAGAGCGCCACCUCCGCCGACCAGCGGGAAACACACAUCUUCAAGAAGCCGCUCCCGCGACCUACCCCAAAGCCACACUCGCGGUCGCCCGUCACUCACGACACUAUUGUCAAGCCAGACCCCGCCGCCGCCGCCGCCACGGCAGACGUCACGCCGCCGCGUCGCGACGACACGCUUCCGUGUGGAGACGACACGAAGCAGUGGAUCCCCGUGUCGUUCAGCAGGUGUCGCGGCCACAAGACCAGAAAUGGGUGGAAGGCGCACGGCAGGGUUGAGGGUGGUGGUAGGGUCACGGAGGAAGACCAGUGGAGGCCAGUCAGGGUGGAGAGGCUCCGCUCCUCGUCAGUCUACCACCACAUAAACUGCUCCUCCUCCUCCUACGCGUCUGCCUCACUUGUUCCUAAAGCCGCUGCUGCCGGCACUGACAGCAGACGCGGCUGCCGGCGGCGCUCAGGGCGGCGUGAGCGACCAUACUGGCGCUGCCCUCCUGCCUCAGCCUCCACCACUCAACUUACUACCCAACUCUCAAGCUCGGAUACUAGUCUAGUUACUAACCCGGCCACCAGUCAACUUACUAGCUCGGCUUCUAGUCCGGCUGCCAGUCAGAUCCCCGACUUGUCUACUAGUCCCACCACCACGCUAGUCACCAGCGCGGGCCCUAGCCCCGCUAACACAACCAGUGUUGUUGCCACUAGGUAUACCUGUCUCACCACUAGUAUAUCCAGUCCUGCCACCAGUAGAUCUACCAGUCCGGUCAUCAGCACACCUACCAGUCCUGCCACCAGCACACCUACCAGUCCUGCCACCAGCAGGCCUACCAGUCCGGUCACCAGUAGGCCUACCAGUCCGGUCACCAGCAGGCCUACCAGUCCGGUGAAGCUCACUACAUCCUCGGGUAGUGCUGCCACCCAGCGCCUGAAACUUAAACCACUGGCUCUUCUAGUAAACCCCGCGAGCACCAAUCCAAUCCGAGCUAACCCAGAACUGAGACCGUUCUUCACAAGCGUCGUGAACAGUUCAAACAGCAGUAGUCCUAGCCUGACCUUCAGACCAAUCCCCAGAGCGGAGAGCCCCACAAGCGGCUCUGGGAAGGGGCAGCUGUGGGUGCCUGCUGUCAGGUACUCGUGGGUGAAUCAACUGACCCGCAUUUUCUUGCAGGAAGGUAGCGAGGAAGAACACACCAAGGAAGCUGAAGCCACUCAAGGAGGGGGAGGAGAUGCUGCCCCAGCCUCCUCCUCCUCUUCAUCAUCUUCAUCUUCCUCCUCCAGUAGUAGCAGACAGACGCUCUCUCAUGGUGAUGGGAGCAGUGCGUGCAGCAGCAGUGUAGACAGCAGCAGCAACAGCAGCAACAAUAGUAACAACAAAGUGUCUUCACUGUCAUCACCUCAUAGUACCUCAACAGUCACAACUCUUGCCAGCACGGGCAUGGGAAACCCCUUUGCCAGAGCGACUCCUCAGGGCACCUGGGGCUCAGAGUCUUCCGAUCAUCGGCCCAUUCUGGCCCCGCCAAAACUAAGUCCACAUACAGAUUCAGGUGGACCCUCAAUAAUUCGAGCGUCGGCCUUAGGUCCAAGCAGAGUAGUUAGCUCCAUUCGUGGCACUUCUAGUCUCUUCACGCCUCCAACCCUAACUGUCACCGGUUCAUCCCCACCGCAGUCAGCCAAGUCAGAAUUUAAACUGAAACCAUCGGUGUUGAGGACUUCUAAUCCAUUUUCAAGUACUCCAACUGAUUCUGGAGAAAAAGUAGACUCGGCCAGUGGAUCAGAGGACAGAGUUUCAGGAACAGCUGCCGAACCCUUUCAAAUCUCUGGCCAACAUGUGUCUUCGUCAACUCCGAUGGCAUCCUCGCACGUAUCUCGAGCGACGUGCUCUGGGAUGAAAGAAAGAAGAGGAGCUCGUCCUCUUUCCGUUGAGCUUCACACAAACAACAGCAAUGACAGUAACACAUCCAGCAACACCACCUCCAGCAGUAGUUCAAGAAAUUUGUUUCUACCUCUCGCACGUAAUGGAGACGAUAAAGAUAGCUCUGCAAGUCCCAACCUAGGUAACAACAACUUCAUCUUUGGGCAGAACCUGCAGUCUAAAGUUGCUGGUGCGGAAAGUUCAGUCACAUCCUCAUCUGAUGCUGCAGGGACCACUAAUGGAGAGAAACAGACUACCAACCUUUUUUCAGAAGCUGCCAGUGAAAUCUCACGGUCUGCAGAUUCGGCCAGCAGCUCUGCCACUACCAAUGGCAGGCCACUUACUGGGAACCUGUUUACAGAUGCUGCCUCAGAAAUUUCUUUGCCAAAUGAGGAAAGUACCUGGACGACUGGACAAUCCCUGGAGGAGUCAUCACGGGAACUGACAGAGAAGGAGAAAAGCCAAAAACGUAAAUUUGAUCACGUAGAAGUUAUCACAGGCGAAGAGAGCGAAUCAAACGUAUUACAGAUGAAUUGUAAGCUGUACGCCUGGGUGAAUGGGUCGUGGCAGGAGAGGGGGCGGGGCAUCCUCCGCCUUAAUGACUGGGAUGAAGAAAAGGAGAUUCACUCCCGUCUUGUUAUCCGUACACAAGGAACACUAACUGUAAUGCUCAAUACUAAGGUUUGGGCAGAGAUGUCAAUUGAACGAGCAAGCAGCAAAAGUGUAAGAUUUACGGCGCUUGAUGCAGAUGGUCAGCCUAAAAUCUUCCUUGUCAUGGGCAGCCCCAAAGAUGUUGACUUGCUGUACAACUCACUGGAGUGGCGUGUGGCCACCUCGCGCUCACACGCACAUGAUGAUGGUAACACUGACAAUUCUAAGAGAGCCAGACUGGAUGAAACUGUGACUUCGUAAAAGACCUAAUAUUGAUAAGUCUUUUUCAGAGAAACUUGCAAAUCCCUUGAUUAAGGAAUAGCAUUAUUUUGAACAACAGUACAGUAGUGAAAUGUGACGAAACAAAUUGAAAUGAACCCAACGGCAAAUGAAAAUGGACUCUGAAUAUUCCUUGAACUGAACUCCCGGAUAUUGAAAAAGCUCCAGUCAUCGCUUUCAUUUUUAUGGAAAAUGCUGGUGUGUUAGCAUCCAAUAGCAGAUAUUUUUAUCGACAAUGAUAUAAAAUCAGUAAGAUUUGUCUCACAGGUGUUAAUAUUUCUCUUGUGGGUUACAGAAAUACGCUCAUAAAAGAGUUAAUUUUUAUUUUAUUAAAUGAAUAGGUAUUGUGAUCAGUGGUGCCAUACAUUAAUGACCAGUGAUGACUGGCUUGUGAUUAGCUGGUGAUGAGCAAGUAGCCACUGUUGAUAUACUCCCUGAUUACUGGCUCGUUGGUCAGCAGGUUAACGUUGAUGGCUGGCUUGUGAAUGAUUUAUGAACGUAUAGAAAUUCAUAGCUGGCUAGUGGUCAGUGGACACCUUCAGUAACCAGGUAGCCAAGUUCCUUGUGAUCAAAGUACAAAAAUGAUAAAUGUACGUGGUUGAUCAUAGUACGAAGAUGGUCGAAGUGCGAGGAUGAAAUGACAGACAUUUAUCUUUUAACUAAGCAUUUGUUUCUAUUGUUUUAUGUCAUUACGUUGCUUUUAAGUUUCAAAGGGAAAAAUCUGAAACAUUAAUAUUUGUUUUUGUAAAUGUUUAGAGCAACUUGUGUUAUCUUCAGCUGAAUGUGUUCUCAGCAGCCAUUAAGACAUGAUCUGAUAUCAGUGUUUGCUCCUAUCCAAAGUACCCGUGUCAUUAUAUUGAUUAUGUAUGUAAUUACAAAGCUGUUAUGGCAGGCAUGUGACACAGAACAAAAACCUGAUAGCAAGCCAUACACCACUGAGGAGUGGACCAAGUUGUAGGUUAGUCAUUAUUUGUGAACAAGGACCCAUUUUUUGGUCAUAUUGACCUCGGCAAAAUCAGUUUCAAGGUGGAAAUAAUACACAAAGUUUGAAACAGUAAUUUAUUAUCCUUUUUUACUAAAUACAGUGUACAGAAUCUGUAAAUGCUAAUUUAAGUAUAAAAAAUGGGGAUAAUCCAAAAAUGUCUAGGACUGCAUUAUUAGAUUUAGCAUUUGUGUGUCCACCUGACAGUAUACAGUAUUCUGAAGGAUCAUAUACACUUUUCAGUGUCCAAAUUCACUUUCCUUAAUUUCUGUACGAAAAUUGAAUGAUUUUUCCAUGUUUUGUGAUAACGACCAGGGCAUUCUCAUACACUUUAUUCAGUGAAAAGGUAGAUGGUCAGCUGAGCUCCAAGAACUUUUCCAGCUUAUGCACUCAUUUGCAAAACAAAUAUAAUUGAGACCAAAGGUAUCAUGUAUAAUUCUUUAGUUAAUGUUUAAAAAAAAAAAAAGUUUGCAAAUAGUGCCUGAAUAUUUUGGGAAAAUUCUGUAUAGCUGGUUACUUAGGAAAGUGAGCUCUCGGCUCUAUAAAGGAAGAUAAUGAAGAUAGACUCAACUGUUUCGUAAAUAUUAUAUUGGACUACUUAAUUAUAUAAUCAAAGUACAUAGAGACACUAAGUAAAAGGGUAACACAUUGUGUGUACUAUUAUGUAAACACACACACAUGGUGCAUUAAGCUGACACAAAUGUGCCACACUUUUAAAGCUGACUUGUAUGAAGUUAAUAAUUCCAAAUAUUAUGUAAACACGUACAAUCAUUUCUUGAUAUUCUUUUAAAAUUCAGCUAUAAAAAACCUUUUUCCAAUUAUCAUUUACUAUUUAAUAUUAAUUUUCCCCAGAGUAAAUACUUGUGGGAAAAGCAACAUAGAGAAGCCUUGACCAAACCCCUCAAGCACUAAUUUGACUUCUCCACCAUCCAUUAUAGGUCUCGCUGUACAGUGAAAUAAUAAACAUAUUCUGAAUGUAGAGUCUUGCAAUAACAGUUGGUAAGAGCCUA